AGGAGCGUGCUGACUGCAGGGUACUUUGCCGCCCAAACGGAUAUACCAAACUCAAUUUUUGAAAAUUGGGUCUCCUUGUAUCAUUUCAAACUUUAUAAUUUCAUCAAUUUCAGCUUCCACCUCAACGGCCUUGUGAAAACUCUCUCGAAGAUUCCGAAACCCUAGAGCUCUUCCAUGGCCAACUCCGAUUCCACUCCUCCUCUUCCCGUCGUCGCUCCACUAUCAUCCAGGAAGGAAAAUGUGACACCGAUCGGCUCAAAAAUCGCGGAAUUAAGUGAAUCAAGGACAGAGCUGCUUAGUAGAAUUCAAGGGCUGAAACAGGACUUGCAAAGUUGGAGGUCAAAGUUGGACACUCAAGUUAAGGUCUACCGUGAUGAGCUUUCUGAACUCAAAAAAUCACUCAAUGGUGAAGUGGAGCAACUUCGAUCAGAAUUUCAAGACCUAAGGACCACUCUUCAGCAGCAACAAGAGGAUGUUACUGCAAGCCUAAGAAACUUGGGGCUGCAGGAUGUCUCAGGGGAUGCUAAAGAGGUUCAAGAUACUAAAGAGGCCGAAGAUACCAAAGUUGACGCAAAUUAUAAGGAAGUUCAAGCUGCAGCCAAGGAUAAUGGUAAGGAAACUGAAAAUUAGACAGGUUCUGCUUGGAGUAUUCUUCAUUUAUUGUUAAUGCUCCAGCAGGAGACAAGCCCCUGUGUGGAUUUGUAUUGUGAGCAUUUUCCUAUGUAUUCGGUAAGUUAAAAGGGGAAGGUAUUUCCUUGUUCUCCAGCAAAGGACAGAACUCUCAUCUGAAUUAGUUGCUGUGGAAUUAGCACAUGCUAGAUUUUCUCUCAGAGAAACACUUUUUUUUAGCUUUUAUUUU
Molecule: messenger RNA, 859 nt
Organism: Vitis riparia (riverbank grape)
Lineage: Eukaryota; Viridiplantae; Streptophyta; Magnoliopsida; Vitales; Vitaceae
Exons: 7
Coding region: 175-630 (151 amino acids)
Source: RefSeq, a predicted model, not a curated record